CUUGGAGGAUGAUAUAGUAGUGGUCUCUGUAGCUGAUUUACAUAUCUUGAAAGCCAGAAUAAAUCACUGGUUUCUACAGUUUUGUAGCUUCUAGAGACUUCGGUCAGUGGAAUAAAUACUUUUUUUUCCCCCUGUAGAGGCAAAACUGCUGCCUAAUGAAAUAAUUUUCUGAGAUUGCCUUUAAGUUGGCAGUACCUCCUAUCAGUUACGCUGUUGUGACUUAUUUUUGAAAACAUAGCCAAGGAAAAGGAAACAGCUUACAAGGUACCUUUUUCUUGCCCUGUUUAUGACCAAAGAGAAUUUGAAAGUGCAAUUCGAAAAAAUUGGCUUUUUCAUCCAACAUGAUGACCUGUGGCCCAGCUUUGUCAUUUGCUCGGUGUCUGUUGAGGAGAAAAAUCGUCACUGGGGACAGCCUUGAAGAUUCCAAGCUAUGCCGCUGUUUAUCAACUGUGGAUCUUAUCGCUUUAGGAGUAGGAAGCACCCUUGGUGCUGGCGUUUAUGUUCUUGCUGGAGAAGUUGCAAAAGCAGAUUCUGGACCUAGUAUUGUCCUUUCUUUCCUCAUAGCAGCCCUAGCUUCCGUGAUGGCUGGACUCUGUUAUGCAGAAUUUGGUGCUCGUGUUCCAAAGACUGGUUCCGCGUAUCUAUACACAUAUGUAACGGUUGGCGAAAUCUGGGCUUUUAUCACUGGCUGGAAUCUCAUUUUGUCCUACGUUAUAGGUACUUCAAGUGUCGCAAGAGCAUGGAGUGGAACCUUUGAUGAACUUCUUGGAAAACAAAUUGGUUAUUUUUUCAGAACCUACUUUAGAAUGAAUUAUUCUGGUCUAGCAGAAUAUCCUGAUUUUUUUGCAGUGUGUCUAAUAUUGCUCCUAGCAGGACUUUUAUCAUUUGGAGUAAAAGAAUCUGCAUGGGUGAAUAAAGUCUUCACUGCUAUUAACAUCUUGGUCCUGCUCUUCGUUAUGAUUUCUGGUUUUGUGAAAGGCAACAUUAAUAACUGGAAGAAAACUGAAGAAUUUCUGAUAAACUAUACUGCAGAAAUUAAGAAUCUGUCAUCCUCUGAGAAUGUGACAAGUAUAUUUGGAGUUGGUGGCUUUAUGCCAUAUGGCUUUACUGGAACGCUAGCUGGUGCUGCGACCUGCUUUUAUGCUUUCAUAGGAUUUGAUUGCAUUGCAACUACCGGGGAAGAAGUUAGGAAUCCCCAGAGGGCCAUACCUAUUGGAAUUGUAGCAUCUCUACUUGUCUGUUUUCUGGCCUACUUUGGAGUUUCAGCUGCUUUAACACUUAUGAUGCCAUACUACUUAAUUGAUGAGAAAAGUCCUCUCCCUGUAGCAUUUGAGUAUGUUGGAUGGGGUCCAGCAAAAUACCUUGUAGCAGUGGGAUCUCUGUGUGCUUUAUCAACAAGUCUCCUUGGAUCCAUUUUUCCCAUGCCUCGUGUAAUCUAUGCUAUGGCAGCGGAUGGCUUGCUUUUCACAUGUCUAGCUCAAAUCAACCCCAAAACGAAGACUCCGCUUGUUGCGACUUUAUCAUCAGGGGCUGUUGCAGCUCUAAUGGCUUUUCUCUUUGACCUAAAAGCCUUAGUAGACAUGAUGUCUAUUGGUACACUUCUUGCAUACUCACUGGUAGCUGCUUGUGUUCUCAUUCUUAGGUACCAACCCAGUUUAAACUAUGAGCAACCAAAAUAUUCAGCAGAAAAAGAGGCUCUUGCAGGAUCAGAAAGUGAACAUAAAAGUGAAUCUCAAAUUAGCAUGAUACCAAGACAGAGUUUUAGUCUACAAAUGCUGAUUAAUCCAUCAAGUUUACCAACCGAACAGUCUGCUACUGUGGUUAGCCUUCUUGUGGGUCUUUUGGCUUUCCUGAUUUGUGGAUUAAGCAUUCUGACAACCCAUGGGAUUCAUUCACUUGCAAAUAUGGAACUUUGGAGUAUUUGUCUUCUUGUGUCUCUUUUCAUACUAUUUGUGAUGAUUAUGUUUAUUAUCUGGAGACAGCCUCAGAAUCAACAGAAAGUGACAUUUAUGGUGCCAUUCUUGCCAUUCUUGCCAUCUUUGAGUAUCUUAGUGAACAUAUACUUGAUGGUACAGCUAAGUGGAGAGACAUGGAUCCGGUUCAGCAUCUGGAUGGCACUUGGACUCCUCAUUUACUUUGCAUAUGGCAUCCAACAUAGUAUGGAAGGCUGUCCCAAGGAGGAGGAGGAAGAUGAUGACAGCUGCUCAGAAAGAAGUGAAACUUCAGAAAAGAAGCAUAUGGGAGAUACAAGUGAAUAUGAACAUGCAAGUGAAAAUGCUCAGUUUAUUCUACAUGAAAAGACAAGUGAAUGUUAGGGAUCAUUGACCAAUCUAUUGUGUGUGCUUUCAAGCAGUGAUGGCAGCAGAAUGGAGUUGCUGGAGAAAUGGUGAAAUACUUGCUCCCCAAAAAUCAGCAGUAACCCACUUUUGCUUUAUGGAAAUAUCUGCUAGAAUACAUGAAAGAUGAUCUAAAUUAGCUACUAGAUGUCUCUUCCAACAGAGACGUGCCUCAAAUGGUUGUGAUCUUUAAAAAAAUGAGCAAGAAAGUGGAGGGAAAUAAAAUUUUCAAGGGGGCCAAUCUGAUUCAUCUGUCAUGUUCAAUAAGUUGGUGAUUUCCUUAACAACAUCCUCCAACUUUAAUUGGCAGGUACUAUAUAACUAAUUCUUUAGGAGUAUCUAAAGAAGAAGAGUUGAAUAUUAUGGUUUAUAAUACUGGAGUCAUGUUCUUAUUGUGUUUUUAAAAUAGGGUAACAUUGCUAAAUAAUCACACGACUACUUGAUUUCCAUCACUCUCUCUACCUUUCCACACCUUGUUUCUAACCCAGCCACCUCUUUUGUGGUAUCUUCUUCUGUGUUAUUGCUCCAUCUUGUCCAUAUCCUAUGAGUGAGAGCGGCUGAGGUUAUCCUUAGCUGUAAAUUAUAUCAGGGGCAGCCUCAAGCUGUAUAAACUCAGUUAUACUUUGUCAUACAUUACCUUCAAGGGGAGUGAGGUGAUGGUCAGUGACUGGGAACAGAGCAACCAUGACAGGAUAAGGGUUGGCAAGAAAGAUAGCAAAUGUAAUUCAAUACAGUUUUGUGCUGAUUUAAGGAUGAGUGGAGAUGACUUCAACUCAGCAGCAAGGAAAGUCCCAGAUUCAUAGAAAUUCCUGGAAGAAAAAUACAACUAUCCAAGCUAACUUCUGCUUUGCCGUUAUAAGGUAGUCCCCAGUUUAAGAAUGAGUUCCGUUCCCAAGGUCUAUUGCUAAGUCAGAUUUGGAUGUAAGCUGGAACAGUAUUAUUGUUUAAUACUGUAUAAGUAGUACUGUGUAAUGAACUCAAACCAUUAUGUAUUUAACCCAAGUCAUUGUAUAUUUGACUUGAAAUUUGCUACAGUAGGCUCUCUUCUUAACUAUGGGUUGUCUUUCAACUGGGCAUUCUUAAACCAGGGACUACCUGUGUCUGUAAGCAAUAUAAAUUAUGAACAUCCUUUUGUUAAAAAAAAAAAUUAGGAACAGUAUUUGGAAUGGAUAUAUUUCAUAGAAAAGCUAGUUUGAAAUUCCGUUUAGAUCAGUUCUAUUCCAAGUUCUCCAUCCUUGCCAGGAAAAUGAAAAAUGUGGAUGAAUGAUUAAUUCAAACAAAUGAUGAAGCACUAGCAAAAUGGCAAGUCUGUGGAAUUCAGGUUGGUGAAAUGCUGAUAUGUCUGUUGACUUGCUUAAUAUAUGAAUAUUCUGGGCUCGUUGAUACUGCCAGAGUUUGGGCUGCAGAACUGUGCACCCCUAUAUUACUUGGUAGAUUAUUCAGUCAAAUAUAGAAUAUAAAACUUGUAUUCCAAAACUGGCUGAUUUUGGGAUGUUGUGAGUAGAGUGAGCAUUGAACCUACAUGCUCUACUGUCCUGCUCCAGUUACAAAGAACUUGGAACAUUGCAUUUAGGUCAUUAAUGGCUGUUUGCACAUUUCAUCAGAUCCUUAGCAAACUGUAAUUCAUGUUAACUCAUUUAAAAUGUCAGCUUCAAACCAUAGUUUAUAAAAUUAAUUUAAAUAAUCCACAGUUAAUAGGAAUAAAAGUGAAAGGUGAAACAUGAUGUUAGAUUGGAAACGAAAGAUUGUUCUCUCCAGUCACUUCAGGAGAGGGGAGCAGGCAAUGCAACUUUUGGACCUAUUACAGCUUGUCCUCAUCACAAUAAACUAUGGUUUCUCUAUGACACCCAAACACAGCCAUUAGAUUCUUCUUCCUAUCUAGGAAAUAGUACUCUUCAGAAUAUUCUUUUGUCAUCAUGAUAUAAUAUUUAUUAAAUAACUCAUGAAUAAAUUU
Molecule: messenger RNA, 4290 nt
Organism: Python bivittatus (Burmese python)
Lineage: Eukaryota; Metazoa; Chordata; Lepidosauria; Squamata; Pythonidae
Gene: SLC7A2
Product: solute carrier family 7 member 2
Biological process (GO): L-ornithine transmembrane transport; L-arginine import across plasma membrane
Cellular component (GO): plasma membrane
Molecular function (GO): L-lysine transmembrane transporter activity; L-ornithine transmembrane transporter activity; L-arginine transmembrane transporter activity
Source: RefSeq, a predicted model, not a curated record